AUGGCGUGGAAAACCAAGGAAAGAAUAGACCUAAAAGGAGAAAGAGAAUCUGGAAGAGAAACAAAUUCUGAGUUAAACAAAACUCCGGAAAGGUUUAAAGAGAGUCAUAAAAGUGGAAGAAGUGGUACAAUAUGCAAAAAUGAAAGUAAAAUAAAAAUGGUUGCAGCUGAGAUGCCAUUCUAUGUUGACUUAGACGAAAAACAGAACGAAGUUGUUGGCGGAAUUGACGUAAAAGCACUUAACUUAGUGUUCAAUAAAUUAAAUUGUCUUACUUACGAAAUACUUCGUCCUGAAACAAUAUUUGGAGUAGAAGACGAAAAUGGAGUUUGGAAUGGACUUUUUGGAAAACUGCAACGCCAAGAGGCCGAUUUCAGUUUGAAUUCAUUAUAUAUUACGCCAGAGUGUUAUAAGAUAGUGGAUUUUGCUGUUUCUUUUGACGCUGACGAAACCAUUUUUAUCGUUUCUUCUCCUAAAGAAGUUUCUAAAUUAAAAAUUAUUUUCAGACCGUUUUCAAUUACGGUUUGGAUAUCUCUUAAUGCUGCUAUANUCCUUGCAGCUAGUAAUAGUAAAAAAAUAAUACGAAAUAUCAAAACUCGCGGUGAAAUGAAUCACAUCAGAAAUAGCACAACUAGAAUCACAAUUGGUGCCUGGUUAUUAAUAACAGUAGUCCUCAUAUCGGGUUAUUGUGGAGUUCUCUUCUCUCAUAUGACUUAUCCUUUGUACGAAUCGAUACCUACAACUAUUGAAGAACUAGCAGAUUCUGAAACAAAUGAGCGAAGUGUAAAAGUUCUUGGAGACCAUUUACGAGAACAUCCAGAGAAUUUAUUUUCUGAUAUGGACGAUGCUCUUCAACAUGUACUAGAUACAAAAUAUGCUUUUUUCAGUUCUAAAAGUGUGAUAGUGUCAAUGGCGAGAAUUAAAGGAGAAGGCCAAUUUGCAUAUUCACGAGACUUUCUACUUAAUUACAUGGUGUCUUACCCUAGAAAAAAGACAUUUGAAUUUAAAAAUGAAGUGGAUGAAAUAAUAGGAUGGAUAAGAGAUACCGGUAUUUACAAGAAAAUGGUGAGGGAUAUUAUGCCACCGUCUACAAAAGAGAUCGCUAAAGAUACUUUUUAUCCUUUAUCCAUAGACGAUGUCUUAAGUUGUUUUAUUCUUCUCGCAGCUGGAUAUGGAUUUUCUAUUGUAGUUUUUAUAAUAGAAUUGACGUAUAAUCGUAAAGCAAUGUGCAAAAAUAAAAGUGAAGUAAGAAUUGUUGCUGCUGAGUUACCAAUUUAUGUUGUAACGGAUGAAGAGGGCAAUGAAGUUAUCGAUGGAGUUGACUUUCAUACAGUUAAAUUGAUGUUUGAAAAAUUAAAAUGUGUCCGAAAAAGUCUUCGGGACAAAACUCGAGAAUGGAUCCUGGAAUGGGUUACUUGGAAAACUACAACGACAAGAAGCUGA
Molecule: messenger RNA, 1440 nt
Organism: Centruroides sculpturatus (bark scorpion)
Lineage: Eukaryota; Metazoa; Arthropoda; Arachnida; Scorpiones; Buthidae
Product: glutamate receptor ionotropic, delta-2-like
Exons: 13
Coding region: 1-1440 (479 amino acids)
Cellular component (GO): membrane
Molecular function (GO): glutamate-gated receptor activity
Source: RefSeq, a predicted model, not a curated record